ACCACGUUCAUAUUUCUCGUCACAUCUGAAUACCCCAAAGCGUCCUAGCGCCCUAGCCACCCCUCUCGGUUCGAUCGCCAAGUGCGGCCACCACUCAACACCAGGCUCGUCCACAGCCUUACCCCAACUCCCCCACCGCUCACCAUCGGCUUUAGAACCUCGUGAUCUAAAUGUCCCUCCUCCGGACGGCCAAACCCACAUCUUCACUCCUCCUCAGCUUCAGGAAUCCCAAUCUCGCGCUCAGGACUGCUAGAGUUACAAUCAGACCUUUCUCAACUACCCUUCUCACUCCCCAGAAACAAGACGCCAUGGCUUCUGCUGCUAGGGUCGAUGACUUCCUCGACUUCGUUGGGUCGUCUCCAACGCCAUUCCACGCCGUCCAAUCCGCCAUCAAGCGCCUCGAAGCCUCAGGUUUCAAACCAAUCCAAGAGCGCGAAUCCUGGUCCACCACCCUGCAACCCGGCGGAAAGUACUACCUAACCCGCAACGGCUCCUCCAUCGUCGCCUUCGCCAUCGGCGCAAAAUGGAAAUCCGGAAACCCCAUCGCCAUGAUCGGCGCACACACCGACUCACCCACCCUGCGCCUCAAGCCCGUUAGCAAGAAGACCAACUCGGGCUUCCUCCAGAUCGGCGUCGAGACGUAUGGCGGGGGGAUCUGGCAUACGUGGUUUGAUCGCGAUCUGAGCAUUGCGGGGAGAGUCAUGGUGAGGGAUAAGGAGGGCAACUUUGUCCAGACGCUGGUUAAAGUUGAUCGGCCAAUCGUGCGGAUCCCGACGCUGGCGAUCCAUUUAGACAGGUCAUCAGAGUUCAACCCAAACAAGGAGACGGAACUCUUCCCCAUCGCCGGCCUCGUCGCCGCAGAACUCAACCGAACGGGCGUUAAGCCCGACGAGAAGAAAUCGGAGUCCGAGGCGGGCGAGGACUCGCACGCUUCCCCCCUCCGCGCCAUGACCGAGCGCCACCACCCCUACAUCAUGGAGAUCAUCGCCGAGCACGCCGGUGUUGCAGUCCAAGACGUAAUCGACUUCGAGCUCGUCCUCUACGACACCCAGCCCCCCUGCCGCGGCGGCCUCAACAACGAACUCAUCUACUCCGCGCGCCUCGACAACCUCGAGAUGACCUACUGCGCCGUCCUCGGGCUCAUCGAGUCCCUCUCCUCCCCCUCAGCGCUCGACGACGAAUCCUCCAUCCGUCUAAUCGCCUGCUUCGACCACGAGGAGAUCGGGAGCACGACCGCGCAGGGCGCGGCGUCGAAUCUGCUCCCUGCUGUGCUCCGCCGGCUCAGCGUGUUGCCAGCUCACGAGUCGGGGAGCGAGGUCUCGUAUGAGAAGGUGCGCAGGGAGUCGGAUGCGGAUAUCUCGACGGCGUAUGAGCAGACUCUCGCGUCGUCGUUUUUGAUCUCAGCCGAUAUGGCGCAUUCUGUCAACCCCAACUAUGCGCAGAAAUACGAGUCCGAUCAUAGGCCGGAGAUGAAUAAGGGGACGGUUAUUAAGAUUAAUGCUAAUGCGAGGUAUGCUACUAGCUCGCCGGGGAUUGUGUUGUUGCAGGAGAUGGCACGCAAGGCGAAGUCGGGCGGUAAGACGGAGGGGGAGGGGGGUGUGCCGCUGCAGUUGUUUGUGGUAAGGAAUGAUUCCUCGUGUGGAAGCACGAUUGGUCCUAUGCUGUCUGCGGCUCUGGGAACGAGGACCCUGGAUCUGGGGAAUGCGCAGUUGAGUAUGCAUAGUGUGAGGGAGUGUGGCGGGGCGGAGGAUAUUGAGCAUGCGGUCAGGUUGUUUGAGAGUUUCUUUGAGAACUUCUCCGCGCUGGAGGGGAAGAUCUUGGUGGAUUAGAUGGUUAGCGGGGGAGGCGGGGUGUGCUAGUGGCGGGGGAGGAGGUGAGGCGGUAAGUGUCGAUGGUGACUGCUCCAUCGUCGCCGCUAUCUUCCAAGUAUCGCAGUAGCGCAAGCUUCUCUCCAAACAAAAAUUAAAUCUUUUUUCUACCCCCA
Molecule: messenger RNA, 1984 nt
Organism: Pseudogymnoascus verrucosus
Lineage: Eukaryota; Fungi; Ascomycota; Leotiomycetes; Thelebolales; Thelebolaceae
Exons: 2
Coding region: 171-1829 (552 amino acids)
Biological process (GO): proteolysis
Cellular component (GO): fungal-type vacuole
Molecular function (GO): metalloaminopeptidase activity; zinc ion binding
Source: RefSeq, a predicted model, not a curated record